This is a messenger RNA of Carya illinoinensis, 3108 nucleotides long. Its product is annotated as mechanosensitive ion channel protein 6-like. Bases 63 to 2861 code for a protein of 932 amino acids. Gene Ontology annotation, biological process: monoatomic anion transport; transmembrane transport. Gene Ontology annotation, cellular component: plasma membrane. Gene Ontology annotation, molecular function: mechanosensitive monoatomic ion channel activity. NCBI's taxonomy places the organism in Eukaryota, Viridiplantae, Streptophyta, Magnoliopsida, Fagales, Juglandaceae. The record is from RefSeq and is a predicted model, not a curated record. The transcript has 5 exons.
UGUACACGUAGAAAAAGAGAGCGGGAAUAGGGCAUAAUAUAUUUUUAUUACAUCAAUGAAUUAUGGAUUUCUCUCGGAAGAAAUCGUUAAAAUCACAUGGUUCUUAUAAGCACUUCCGGAAGAUCCCUGCUGGAGGAGGCACUGACGAGUUUGCCCACGAGAAGCUUCCCAUUCUCGUCGACCACGAAUCAGAAGAUCAUCAUCACCAAUUUAUGAGGUCCGUUGAUAGCUCCGACCGCGGAGAAGUCAUCGUGAAAAUCGACGAGAGAGAUUCCAUCAGUCCAGAUUUGGUGGCCAACGGUAAUAACAACGGCAACAACAAGAUUUGGAGGGAAUCCAGCUAUGACUUCUGGACAGACGACGGCGACCGCAACAACGUUGGAAACAAUGUGGUUAGUGAGAACACCGUGAAAAAAAAGGGGAAUGCUGGGGAUUUUGAUUUCCCGAGACGUGGGCAGGGGGCGGAGGACCCGCCGUCGAAGCUGAUUGCACAGUUUCUGCACAAACAGAGGGCGUCAGGCGAUACGUCCCUGGACAUGGAUUUGGAAAUGGAUGAGCUCCGUGCCGACCCUCGGAAUCCGAACCUACUUCAGGUGUCAGAGUCCAAGGAGCUCAAGGUCUCCUUCCAGCCCUCAAAUGCUGGGGUUGAGACAGCAAACGAUUCGGUGCGACGUCGUUACAAGGAAAGGUCUUUCGACGAAGAGCAACAACCAUCACCGCAAAAAUGUCGCGGCAGUGGGUCGGGGAAGCCGGGCGAUGAGGUGGUGAGGUGUACAUCAAACUCAUCUGCUCAGAGAAAGUCGAACUUGUUGAGAGCGAAGACGAAGUCCAGGCUGAUGGAGCCACCGGACGAGCCGGAUAGGCGAUCGGGCCGGGUUCCCAGGUCGGGCCAGCUCCGGUCAGGUUUACUUUCGAAGACUUUGGACGAAGACGAAGAUGAUCCCUUCUGGGAGGAGGACUUGCCGGGCGAGUAUAGGAGAGCGAAGCUGAGCGCUCUGACUGUUUUGGAAUUUUUGAGUUUGGUUGCGAUAAUCGCGGCUUUGAUUUGCUCUCUUUCUAUUCCCUAUCUGAGGGACAAGAACCUGUGGAAGCUCAAGCUAUGGAAAUGGGAAGUUCUGAUCCUGGUUUUGAUCUGUGGGAGGUUGGUGUCUGGGUGGGGUAUUAGGAUCAUAGUGUUCUUUAUAGAAAGAAAUUUCGUUUUACGUAAAAGGGUGCUUUAUUUUGUUUAUGGUGUUCGGAAGGCCGUGCAGAAUUGCCUAUGGUUGGGGCUUGUUUUGAUAGCUUGGCAUAUUUUGUUCGAUAAGAAGGUCGAGAGGGAAACCAAGAGUGAUAAGCUUAAAUAUGUGACAAAGGUGUUUGUGUGUUUGUUGCUGGGUACCAUGGUUUGGUUGGCGAAGACCCUUAUGGUCAAAGUUCUGGCUUCUUCUUUCCAUGUCAGCACCUAUUUUGACAGGAUUCAGGAGUCUUUGUUUAAUCAGUAUGUGAUUGAGACACUUUCAGGGCCGCCAUUGAUUGAGAUGCAGAAUGCGGAGGAGGAGGAGGCAAGGCUUGCCGAUGAGGUCAGGAAGCUACAGAACGCUGGUGCUAGUGUGCCCCCUGAUCUCAAGGCAGCUGCUUUCCCACCAACAAAGAGCGGAAGGGUUAUAGGGAGUGGAGUGCUGCAGAGGAGCCCUCGACAGAAAAGCGGGAAGCUAUCACGGCUAAUGUCGAAGAAAGGAGAUGAUCAGGGGAUAACCAUUGAUCACUUGCAUAGGUUGAAUCCGAAGAAUGUGUCAGCGUGGAAUAUGAAGAGGCUGAUGAGGAUUGUUCGGUAUGGGACUCUUACGACCCUGGAUGAGCAGCUAUUGGAUGCCACAAAUGAGGAUGAGUCUAGUACACAGAUUAGGAGUGAAAUCGAGGCAAAAGCAGCAGCGAAGCAGAUAUUUCAAAAUGUCGCUAGGCAUGGGGCUAAGUACAUCGGCCUGGAAGACUUGAUGCGAUUCUUGCGAGAAGAUGAGGCUUUGAAAACCAUGAGUCUCUUUGAAGGAGCAUCUGAGACCAGGAGAAUCAGCAAGUCAUCCUUGAAGAACUGGGUGGUCAAUGCCUUCAGAGAACGGAGAGCACUUGCUUUGACAUUAAAUGAUACCAAAACAGCCGUAGACAAACUUCAUCGAGUUGUGAACAUUUUAGUUGGCAUUGUUAUGUUAGUUGUUUGGCUUCUGAUUCUGGGAAUUGCGACCACCAAAUUUCUGGUCUUUGUAAGCUCUCAGCUCCUCCUUGUUGCAUUUAUUUUUGGCAACACGUGCAAGACUAUAUUUGAAGCAAUCAUCUUCUUAUUUGUAAUUCACCCAUUUGAUGUGGGGGAUAGGUGUGAAAUUGAAGGAGUUCAGAUGGUUGUAGAAGAAAUGAACAUAUUGACUACCGUGUUUCUGAGAUACGACAACACGAAGAUUGUCUACCCAAACAGUGUUCUUUCUACUAAGCCCAUCAAUAACUUCUACCGCAGUCCUGACAUGGGAGAUGCUGUUGAAUUCUGUCUCCAUAUAUCAACUCCGGCAGAUAAGAUUGCAAUCAUGAGACAGAGAAUCAUAAGUUAUAUUGAGAACAAGAAGGAGCACUGGUAUCCUGCACCUAUGUUUAUAUUCAAGGAUGUGGAAGAGUUAAACAGGCUGAAGAUAGCUGUAUGGCUGACACAUAGAAUGAACCAUCAAGACAUGGGAGAAAAGUGGGCAAGGAGAUCCCUUUUGGUUGAAGAGAUGGUUAAGGUUUUCUGUGAGCUUGACAUUCAAUACCGCCUGUUACCUCUCGACAUCAAUGUCCGCACCAUGCCUCCUGAGAAUUCUACCCGACUUCCCCCUACCUGGACGGUAAAUACAAGUUGAGUGAGGAAAAAAUGAAGUUUUUCCUACAUAGUGGAUGUCCCUGAGCUGCUUAUGACCUCUUUGAGGGAUGCACCCUUGAAGGCUUUAUUUUCAUAGAGUAGGAUAUUUUCUGGAGAAUGGAGAGGUGAUUGUGUAUGAUACUGUUUAGUUAGUUAAUCUCAUUCGAAGGUUCUAGCCUUUGAACAUAAACAACAUUGAACCAGAACAAUCUGAAAUUUAAAUGUAUACACGUACCAGUUGUUCAAAA